Trichoplusia ni (cabbage looper) is the source of this 2084-nucleotide messenger RNA. RefSeq names its product heterogeneous nuclear ribonucleoprotein D-like. Bases 1474 to 1863 code for a protein of 129 amino acids. Lineage: Eukaryota; Metazoa; Arthropoda; Insecta; Lepidoptera; Noctuidae. The record is from RefSeq and is a predicted model, not a curated record. The transcript has 2 exons.
GCGGGUUUGGCGCGGUGACCGCAGCCACUCGGCUAUCUGUACAGUACAGUAUAAUUGCACUGUAUAUGUGUAUAUCACUGAACUCCUUCGAUACUGUGUGGCUGAUUGAAUUAGAUCCACAAAAAAAAAACAGUGGAAAAUUACGUUAUUUUUAAAUAAAAUAUGUAGUCAUCAUUAUAAUAGUCGUAUUUAGUUAUUGUUGUUAUACUUUGUUUCAUAUCCUUAUCGCUUGAAAUAUUAUGCAGGGCACCGUAUGUCGGGUCCACUAUUAAAGACUACAAUUAAAAUAAAAAAUAAUAAUGAGAAGACUUAAAGCCUUCUUACAAUUCUAGACAGCCUCUCAUUUAAGCCUCAAGGCUGUAUACUAUCACGCUAUCCUCAAAAGGAGCCGAACAGUAAUGAGACAUGUUAUUAAAACGCGAAGAAAUUAUCAAAUGUGUGCGUACCCUGCGUCAAUUAUAGUUAAUAUUACUCUAAGGUCAAUAAGGUUGUUGCACCUACGAUUGAAUCACUAUAUCAAUAUCUAUGGAAAUACAUUUGUUUUAAAAGCAGUUUUUUUUCUGAGGUGUUUUAUGCAAUGGUUUUAAUCCUUAUUUAAAUAAUUAUAUAAUAUAUAAUUAUAAUUACACAUUUUGAACAAAGUUGUCCUUUUCAUAGUUUAAUUUCAGGAAAUAUCUAAAGAGAUAUUACUGUUUUAACACGUAUAACUCUGCAACAAAAUUAUUAUUAUUGUUGCGGUGUAGCCGGUUGAUUGAUUUUCAGGAAGGGUUCCACAAACAUUCAAGUCACAUGCACAAAGACACCUAGACUCAGAACAAGCAUUCAUGGUUGGUUGGUGAGUUGUAAGGGGGAUAAGUGGGUUAGUAAAAGUUUAUAUAAAACUUUUUGAUUGUAAGUGGAAAAAGAGGAGCGGUUCAAUCCCCGCGUAGGAUCCAUUUUAUCCCAGCAUUCCCACGGAAACGGGAACCACUGCGUGCUGUAAACUGAAGUCGACGCGGACGGAGUCGCAGACAACAGCUAGUGGUAACAUAGUUAAGUCUCUAGUACCAUGAAAUUAUACAAAACGAUGAGUGUUUCAAACUUGAUUGCUCUCAACUAAAAUUAAGAAAAAAAUACAUAACGUUCCAACACGAUCAACCUAACCAGUUCAUGUAACCUACUCAUAAUUCGGUGAAAACGUUAGUCGCCUAAAAUAUGAUGUAAUGUCUACCAGAUGCCGUUGUUCACCGUCGUCUAAGCAGACAGUCAAGAUUUGGACUUCGAUUAUAAUAGAACUGUGUUUCAAAAAAUUGUUUUAAGAUAACAUUUAAAUAAUCGGUGCUUAUUUCGUGUACACUCGAGACUAAUUUGUUUAGAAAACCGUGACGAAUGGCGAUUUCUUUCUAGCGUUAUAACACGGCCUUUAUAUAGUCGCUUAGCCUUGGUCACCAUCAUUCGUGAUAGUAACUCAGCACGACAGCGUAAGAAACAAAAAUGAAAGCCUUUAUUCUGUUCUGUUUCUUCACUGUAGUCACGUGUCAAGCCGACCACAACAACUUGGAACAAGAACAUCGGCGUCUUCACGAUCAUUACCACCAACAGUACCAAUAUGUAGACGUACCCAAAAUCGGCAGAGAAGGGGACCCAGAUGUAUCCCAAUCACAAGUCCAGCGUAGAUUCUUCCCGGCUUACCCGGCUUACGGGGUCGGAGGUGGUGGGUACGCAGGAGUUGGGGCGGGGGCUGGGGUUGGGGUUGGUAUCAACGCCGGUCUCUCUGCUGGCCUCUCCGCCGGCAUCUCAGCUGGAGCUGGUGCUAAUGCCUACGGCGGCUUCGGCGGUUAUGGGGGCUACGGCUACCCUGGCUAUAUGUACGGCAAAAAGUAAAAGUCCUGGCACUUUUUUUAAAACAACUUGAUAAAUGUCUACUUGAGAAAUUUGUCAAUCUAAGUUUUAAAAGAUAAUGUAGGUACAUUUAUUUUCGUGAUCACCAGGCUUUUAAUAAGGAUAUUUGUUAUUUUGUACAUUGUGGUAUACGAGGUGAUAGUCACAUCUUAUAAAACUGUAACUAGGCAAGAUAACUGGUAAAUAAAUUCAAUUUUGAAAUU